AUGGUCCUCAACCUGCUCGCCCAGGAGGCAGAUGAGGAGGAAGACCUCGACGCCUCCAACGCCCGCGAGACCACCACCUCGCCCGCGCCUCAGUCGCCGUCGCCGCCAUCUCCAGCGUCGCGAGUGCUGCGAGAACGGAGCGCCGUCGGCACGCCUCCGCAGCAGGCGGCGUCGCCAUCAGCGCAGAAGCGACGGAGCCCAGCCACGCCGGCGUCACCUUCGGCCCUGAAGAAGCGGCGGAUGACGAUGGAGCAGCAGCAGCAGCAGACGCGAUCUCCGCGACCACCAGACACAACACCAGCCCGCAAGGACGAUGGCGGCGAGGGCCUGUACGAGGAGGACGAUGGUGGCGGCCUGGCCAGCGGCGUUGUGGCCUACGACGACGACGACGACGACGGAUUCGACGGCUUGCCGGCGCAGGAGGAAGGGCAAGAGAACGAAGAGGAGGAAGAGCGAACGCGAAGCGAAGACUACGAUGAAAGCGAAAGCGAAAGAGAAAGAGAAAGAGAGGAAAAAGAACGAAGGGAGGAAGAGGAGCGGCAUGCAGAGAAGGCGAAGAAGGAGAAGAGGAAACGGCACGCAGAAAAGGAGAAAGCGAAGAAAGCGAAAGCGAAGGAGAUCAAGAAGAGGAAGAAAGAAAAAGAAAUGGAGAUGGAGAAAGAAGAAGAAGAAGAAGUCGAGGAAGGCGAGGAGGAAGAGGAGGAAGCGGAGGAGGUGGAGGUGGAGGGGAUGCGGGAGCAGGAGGCGCAGAUCCGAGCGGAGAAGGAGCGGGCCGCGCGGGAAAGCGAGCGGGAGCGGGAGCGGCUGCGCGAGGCGAAGGGCAAGGACAAGGCCACCCGCGCGGACGACCACAACGGCGAGCCGACAACAAAGAAGAAACGGAGAACAGAGCCGGUGGACGACACGACCGAAGCCGAAAACGGGCACGAGGACGACGCCAAGUGGGUCGAUUGGACAGACCUCGGCCUGCCACCGACGGCCAAGGAGUCUGAAAUCAUAACGCGGGCGGUCCUGGACGGAAUUGUGAGCUUCGAGGGCGAGGUCGACGACGAGCGAAGCCAAGAAUUGGCCCGCUUCCACGACGCCGUAGAGAACGCGCUCCAGGAAAUCGUCGAUGCGACUUCGACGUACUAUGCCCUGAAGCAAGCCGAGUCGAAGAGCCGUGCAAGGGUGCUCAAGAAGCGCAGGGAGCUCCUCAAAAUCCAACGCGAACGAGCCGUCUUGGGCGAGCAGAUGCGGGUGCUCGAGGAGCAGAACGCAAAGGCCCGGGACGAGACUUCGGACGUGGCCUCACUCGACCAAUACCUGAGCCAGCUGCGCGGCCUUCGACAAUCCGUCGCUAAGUUGCCGCCGCCAAGCCAAGAAGUGUCAAGCGACGCGGCGAGUCUCGGAGCGUUGGCAACGGGCCUGGGCGUGGGCGGCACGGCGGGCAGUCUACGGACCGUGCGGGAGGUCAACGCCGACCUGGAGGCGUGCCUCAAGAUGAUCGACCACCUCGCCGCCCGACAACCAACCACCACUUCUUCCUCCACACGCAGGAAGAAGAACAAAGGAACAUAA
Molecule: messenger RNA, 1560 nt
Organism: Acanthamoeba castellanii str. Neff
Lineage: Eukaryota; Discosea; Longamoebia; Acanthamoebidae
Exons: 6
Coding region: 1-1560 (519 amino acids)
Source: RefSeq, a predicted model, not a curated record